This is a messenger RNA of Anolis carolinensis (green anole), 6184 nucleotides long. It is a transcript of the gene kcnk5, whose product is annotated as potassium two pore domain channel subfamily K member 5. Gene Ontology annotation, cellular component: plasma membrane. The coding region runs from base 588 to 2042 and encodes 484 amino acids. Gene Ontology annotation, molecular function: outward rectifier potassium channel activity; potassium ion leak channel activity. The record is from RefSeq and is a predicted model, not a curated record. NCBI's taxonomy places the organism in Eukaryota, Metazoa, Chordata, Lepidosauria, Squamata, Anolidae. The transcript is spliced from 5 exons. Gene Ontology annotation, biological process: stabilization of membrane potential; potassium ion transmembrane transport.
UCCUCGCCAAGGCUGCUGGCCUCUCGGGGCGGGCACUGAGCUCCCAAAGAGCCCUGCGCGGCGUGGGGCCAACCUGUAGCGAGGCAGGGCCGUCCAGGGCGCGCGUGGAGGCAGCCCCGGCGAAACUCCGGGCUCCGGGCAGGGCUUUCCGACUGGCACGGGCGGAGCAGGGGCUCCUUGAGGUCCUCCAAGGCAGCCGCAUGCGCCGCUCGGGGAAAGGCACCAAAUUCAAAACCGUGGAAGGCGAAAGUCGGGGGGACAGCGAGGGAAGCGAGGAGGAGGAGGAGGAGGAGACGGCAGCGGCGGUGGGAGGAGGGCCAAAGUGAGAGGGAGAGCAUCAGCAUAAGAAAAAGAAGACGAAGGGCUGGGGGAAGAGGAGGAGGAAGGAGGAAGGGGUGGGAAGCAAGCCCAGGCGGCUCUCUCCCCAGCCGGCAGUCUCUCCAGUCCAGAGGGAGCCUCCACGCUGCCUCCCAGUCCUCGUCCAUUGCCUCCCUCCUGAAGUUUCACCGAAGCCUGGGGAAAUCUCAAGGACCCGACAAUCCCAUCCCAACCCCGGCGUGGUCUCUCUUUUGCCAGCAAGCCGCACCAUGGUAGACCGGGGCCCGCUCCUCACGUCCGCGAUCAUCUUCUACCUGUCCAUCGGGGCGGCGAUCUUCGAGGUCUUGGAGGAGCCCUAUUGGGAGCGAGCCUCGAGGAACUACAAGCAGAAGAAGACCCAGCUGCUCAAGGAAUAUCCCUGCCUGGGCCAGGAAGGGCUGGACAAGAUCCUGCAGGUGGUAUCAGAAGCUGCUGGACAAGGAGUUUCUAUUGAAGGCAAUGACACAUUCAACUACUGGAACUGGCCUAAUGCUGUCAUCUUUGCUGCUACUGUGAUUACAACCAUUGGGUAUGGAAAUGUCGCUCCAAAAACUUCAGCUGGACGGCUUUUCUGUAUAUUUUAUGGACUCUUUGGAGUUCCUCUCUGUUUAACAUGGAUCAGUGCUUUGGGGAAGUUUUUUGGUGGACGUGCCAAAAGGUUGGGCCAGUUCUUGACAAAAAGAGGAGUAAGCCUGAGAAAAGCACAAAUUACAUGCACAGCUAUUUUCAUCAUCUGGGGAGUCCUGGUCCACCUAGUCAUUCCUCCUUUCAUUUUUAUGGUAACUGAAGGCUGGGAUUAUAUUGAAGGCCUCUACUUCUCAUUUAUCACCAUUACCACCAUUGGAUUUGGAGACUAUGUUGCCGGUGUGAAUCCAAACAUAAGCUACCAUUCCCUCUACAGAUAUUUUGUAGAGCUGUGGAUCUACCUGGGUCUGGCUUGGCUUUCCCUCUUUGUCAACUGGAAAGUCAGCAUGUUUGUAGAGGUUCAUAAAGCCAUCAAGAAACGAAGGAAAAAAAGGAAGGAGUCCUUUGAAAAUCACCCUCCUACUAAGAAAUCCCUUCCAGUGUCUAACCCAAAAGAUGUGAACAUUUUCAGCUUCCUUUCCAAGAAGGAAGAGACUUACAAUGAUCUCAUAAAACAGAUUGGAAAGAAGGCACUGAAAACAAGUAAUGACAAAAUUCUGAAUGCUGAACAAGGCAAGCCAAACCUACAGCAUUCCAACAAAGACUUCAAAGUGAUGUACACAAAGAACAAAUUGUUUGACUAUGAUGAGAUUUCUUUUGGACUCCCAAACUAUCACGUUAUGAGGCAUCUAACUGACAAACGUAGUGGGGAUAGCUCAGUUGAAGGCAAUGUGUUUGUAAAUCAGCUGGAUCGGAUAAGUGAGGAAGAAGGAGAAGCAUGGGAUUCCAGAGACUGCCGACCUCUGAUCUUUGAAAAUGCCAAUAUAACAUUUGUAAAUGAAGAUGAUGAAGAAGAGGAGGACAUUUCAGAUGAUGAAGAAACUUCCAAAUCAUCUAUGGAUGAUAAUAUCACAGAGGAACCUGAGAGUCCACAAAAACUAAUGAAAUUUUCAUCCUCUGAUGAAUCUACCUUUACCAGCAAUGAGUUAGAAGUAUCUGUGCCUUAUGAACAGUUAAUGAAUGAAUACAACACAGUGAAUGCUGCAAAUACAGGAACGUGAGGGGAUACAUUUUGCUAAUGGUUCCUAUAAGAUCAUUUAAUGAUUUUGAACGAAUGUUUGAAAAGAUGAGCACAUUGAAGGUGCAUGAAGGCAUUUUCCACCAGUGCCUUCCAUAUGCAAACUGAAGACAUUCAUUGCCUGGAUGUUAUCUGUAAAUGUCUUUUGAAAAAAAUCAGUUUUGCUUACUCACUGUGAAGGAACAAUUCUGAAAAUCUGAGGGUUACUUUAGGGAGUUGGUGGUUCUCGAAACUGGGAAGAAAAGACUAGAAUUCUUGGGCCUGUUCAGUAUUUUGUUUCUUUUCUUAGGAAAGAGUGAUUCAGAGAUGGUAGUCAAUUUGGAUUGAGUUGAUUGCAUAACAUGGUUGGUUGCUGCACUAAUUCUUCAUAUCUGAAAAACUGGUUUCAAAUCAAGCUUAGGUGCAGAAUAGAAAGGGUUAUUGGAAUUAACUUGAUUGCUUUGGGAUGGAAGAAUCAAGUUGAGAUAGGUUGACUAGGGAACUUGAACAGUAUCUGCUCAAGUUGUUUUAGCCCCAAUGUUAUUGUGAGCGGAAAUACCAUGAACAAAACCAUGCAAUACAGGAAUGAUGUUGUGGAGGCAUUAUGCAAAAAAUUACUUGUGACUUAACCCUCCUGGUAAUUGUGAAAAACACAUCUAACGUUAAGUAACAUAGAAUGGUGCAAAAUGGUGUUUAGAAGACUGGUUUAAAAAUGAAGAAAACACACUAACAAAACUUGUGUUUUGUGUCGUAAGUGCCCUUCCACUGUCCAUGCUCUAGAGGAAAUACUUGAAUAAAUUUCAUGUACAGUUGUCUCUAAAUGAAGUGAUGGUGUUCCUUUUGAAUGACACCGUAAUUUAAAAUAGCAAAACAGCAUGACUAUCUUAAUCUCCAUCUAAAGGAUCUUAGAGCUGCUUUGUUCCUUGUUAUAGUUAGUGGCUCUGCUUCUAGAAAUGUCUAUCAUUUGCCACUCCAGUUGGUACUUUGAAUAAGUAAUAUUUGUUAUGACACAAAUAUUUUCAUGUAGGUAUUUUAACUGAUUUUUCUAAUGUAGGUAUUUUAACUGUUUUCUAAAUAAACGGAGAACCUCAGCUUGUUUUGCUGAACUGCCACAUAGACAUGAAGGCAAAGGUAUGAGAACUACAUUAGAAUACAGCCAUGAUGGCAAGGAGCUUCAGCAGAUACUUAGACUUGCACUGUCAAAAAGACUAAUUGACUUUAGGGUUGCUAUUUUUCCUAAAAAGGAAAUUACCUGUGCCUUUAAAGCUAUUGUAGCAGAAUUGUGAAAAACAAGGUGUUCUAAAGAGUGUUAACAAUUGCUUAGGGAUCCAGUUGUAAGCCACUCCAAUAUUAAUUUUUAAUUGUAUGUUGUUCUUUCUAUGGUUUGAGUCCAAAAUUGAAAUACCCUAUAAGAGCUAAAAGCCUUAGGAAUUGGGUGAUUUUUGAAUCUAACCUUGUAAAAGAGGCCAUGUGGAAUUUUGCAAUACUAAUCUUGAAUGAUUAGACACAUACAAAACUGUUUGUAUUAGCUAAUGAUUCACUUCUGAGUGGUGGAAGUGAUAGUACACUGUUCCCAUCAUUAAAAUAACUGUAAAAAUGUAUACACUCCUAUUAGAAACUCUUCAUGGAAGAAUACCGUAGCUUGAAGGCAUUUACUGUAAAAGGUGGUCUCCAUCCAUUUCUACAGGAAAUUUGCACUGUAUGUGCACAAAAGGUUACAAUGAAACCUAAUUAAAAAGGAAAUCAAGCAGUUCUGUUUGCUUGUACCUUUCUAGAUGUGAAGUUACUCCACUGGAUUUCCCAUUAUUAGCAUAUAUGUGGUGUGAUUUUAGCCAUGGCCAAGUUCUAGUCCUAAAGGUGCCUUGUUCUUCUUGGUGCCUCUAUUAUUUAUAUAAAGAGAGAAACUGGUUCUAGACUGAUUUUUUUCUUCUGUAAGACGACUUUUGACAUCAGAAGUUGACAUCAUAUAAUUUGAACUCAAAAUUGCCAUCUUGCUGUUACAUCAGUUACAACUAUAACUAAGAGCAACGGUUUCGUUACAGCUGUAAGAUAAAUUUCAUGGCAGAUGGACACACUGGGAACAGCGCAGAGUCUCGUUUUUGUUGCAAAAGCAAACAUGGUUUUAGUGAACAUCAUUCUAUAAAACUGACAUUCUAUUGUAGUGUGUCUUCCAUGAAUGAAUGGUUUAAAACAUUUCUAUCUGCACUAAAAAUGAAGUACAGAACGGUGUACAUAAUGAAUGUUUAAUUCCUUAAAUGUUUCAAACUCAAUACAGAACAGAAAGAAAGUAUGUGUGAUUAUUUUACAAUGUUGUUUCUUUUUGAUGUGAUUGUUGCAUUGUAUGGUCCAUGUGAAGAACUGCAAAGGGAAGCAGAAAAAAAGUGAUUCAAGCUUGAAGUUGAGGCCCUUUCCUAUUAAAGCCUCUCUCUUUGUUGCAUUUACAUAUGAGGGUAGUUGAUAUGGCAAAUCAGUUUGGUGCUAUUUUUACACAUCAGACAUAGGGUGUUUCUUCCUAUGUAUCAGGAACUUAAACAUUUCUAAAGGUUAACUAGGCCAAAUUUUCCUUGUUUGAAACCAAGAGAAAUUUGAUACAUGUAAGCAUAAAGUUGUUAGGCUUCAUUGUUUUACACAAUGCUUUGAAAAAAACUCCUCCAAGUCAAAUCAGUAAAGAUGUACUACAAGCAUCUGGAUCAUUGAUCACCUUAACUUUGAACCAGCUAUAUCACGUGAUUGUAAAUGGCUGAAAUAUCAGCUGUAUUUUAAAUUAAAAAGUGGCCUGAACAAGGAAUAUGUGCUCACUUCAUUAAAAGGUAGACAUAAUAUGGGUUUAUCAGAGAGCUGAUCUGCUUUAGCACUAUGCUGAUCAGAAAUAAUGUCUUCCUUGUCUUAAGGGGAGCCUCAGUCUUUAGUCUAAGUCAACUUUAGAUAGGAUAUCACAAUCCUUAAUUCCCGGAGAGGACUAUUUGAAGUGAUUUGACUAAUUUGAUUUCACAGCUGUCUUUUGAAAGAUGUGCACAAUGUGAAACAAUGUGAAAUGUAAAGUGUUUGAUCAGUUUUCUUUGAAUUAAAAGGUUAGGAUUUAAUGGAGUAACCAUAUCUUGUCUGUGUUCAUGCUUAUAAUUUAGGUACUUACAGAAGGGAUUUAAAAUAUAAAAAGAUGGCUGCUACCCUUCAGAAAUACUUCCCAUCAAUCUCAACCAAGAUGUAGACUAAGAAACCCAAUCAGUGCUGCAUUCCCUUCCCACCCCCAUCCAACAGCCCAACCACUAUUACUUAAAUUAGAGCAACCUGCUAUCCUGCACAUAGGGGAGGAUAUAGCUCCAAAUAUGGACCCAAAGAUUCAAGUAAUUUCCUUUGUAUUAUUCAUCAGAGUAUGUAAUUUUCACAUGAUUGGAUUAGCCAAACAUGAGACCACUCCAGGAGCUGAGAUUGUCUAUUUAAUAGUCUCACAGUAAGAUGUUAAACUGCUAGAGAUUUGAUCUCUGAAACAUAGAUCCAGUGUUAUCUUGCUGAAAGGUUUUUGUUUAUAUUCUGUUACAAAACUGAGCCACAGACAAUGCAGUUCUGUUAUAAGUUGAUGUAAAUGCAGCAUAUCAUUCCAGCUGUUCUUUUAAAGCAGGCCACUAAGAGCCAUGAAUCCAAUACAGCAGUCCGAAUUAAGCAACAUUUUGAAAAGUCUUUUUUCACUGUAAAGACAUGAUUAACUCCAUUGCUUUGCUUAUGAUGGGUGUAGCAAAACAUAAGGUCAAAACAUCACAUAUUGGUGUCUUGCUAUUCUGAAUGUGGCUUGAGUCAUCCAUUGAAUUUAUUGAAAUACUCUUAGCAUCUUUUGUGAGAAUGAAAGCACAACAGCUAUAGCUGCCUGGUCUUAAAAGUUAUGUAACAGUUUGACCUGUUUCCAUGCCCUCUAAGCUGCACUAAACUUUUAGAAGAUGGGGACUAUCGUUCACAUGUUCCUUGAAGUAUGUAGAGUCCCUACAAUCUUGCCUUUGUCACUCCAUUACAUGAACAAAUCUGUUUUGUUUUGAUCUGUUCUUUUGUUUCCUGAUUGUUUCACUGGAAUCACUGUAUGUAAAUAUUAAACUUUGUACAAUGUAAUUUAUUUUAACAUUUUUUCAAUAAAAAGUGAACUUAAAAAAAGAAGAA